AUGUCUCAUGCUCACCAUGCCGGCUUGGUGAUGCGAAACCACGUUCGUCGGGAUGUCAUCCCUGCGAAUCGAGUGCCGAUCUUUGUGCCCAGUCUCUCUGUAGCCACACAGCUUCCAACCCUUGUGGCAAGAUCCGAAUCUGAGCCGACCUCGGGACCCAAGGCCACCAGCAAUCUGGCAACGACCGUCUUUCCCAUCGUGUUCGGUGCAGGAAUUCCCAUUUUUUGUGCAUUAAUCAUCCUCGUUGUGCUUCACCGGAGACAAGUCAAGAAACUUGUGCGGGAAGAUGCUAUGGAUAAACACAAGUCUCUUGAUUUUGGACUGGAUACAGUGGGGCCUGCAACUAGGAGAAAAGGCGCCAAGGGAAUGCCCCCGAUGUCAGAACACAACCAUACCAAAGGAUUGUCUCUUGAUGUCGGACCAUACCUACUGCCUCCGGGCCUGCAACAUUCCACCGACUCUCUGCGCUCCAUGUCAAUAGAUGAUGGCAAGUACCGUCCUGCCACUGCCUCCAUUCGGUCGAACUCCAGGAAUUCCAAAUAUGGAGGUACGGAUGAUGGCAAUUCAGGUCUUCUACAGAAUGCACAGAGGAUUCCUCGUUCAUCCCCGCCGCUAUGCUCUCCUAUCGAACCUCGUGCACGCAGCCCUCUGAACCAACACGAUGACUACAUUGGGCAAGUUCCCGAAGUGACACAUCCACCUGCCGUACACCAACCCGGCAUGGCUAUUGGAAGUCCCAAUACCAACCGGAUUCCCUCGCCAGAGCCUCUGCCCCACGUGGACUCCUCUUCGGGCCUAAACUUCAGAUUGGACGAUACAGACGACAACACACAUAACAACCAGCAUGAAGAGCGCCCCAACUUCCCGCUGCCUGAGCCUUCGCAACCACGAGACUCGAACCUUGACCAGGCUCCUGCAUCACAACUUCCUCGUAUCUCCCUGCCGGUCAGCAUUGUUACUACUAGUGACUAUGGCGAUGACCGCAAGUCGCAGCAAAUUCUGCCUGCGGUCAACAUUUAUGGCACAGAAGGUGCACAGCAACGUGAUGCUCCAGCCCACGAUAACAAGCACCCAGCACUCCGAGAGGAAUCUAAGAAUCUGGAUGCGGCAUAUGACAACCGCCGCGAUACCCGCCGGAUGACUCUCGGGUUGCGCCCUUUGCCGCCAGAGGACCCCAGCGACAACCCAGAACAGCGUGCCAAUCGGAUUCGCUCCUUCUACAAGGAGUACUUCGAUGAGAACAAAACGGGCAGCCAGGAGCCCACAUACCACGAGGACUUCGGCCCUGAGUCCCGUGAGGGUGGUCGUAAUUCGGCUGGUUUCAUCUACGACCCAACCACCGGCGACUAUUUUGAUGCACGUCAUGGUGUUGCUCCAUUCGCUGAGCCGAUAACUCGUCGCGCAAUGACACCGCCGCCUCGCGCACCUCCACGCUUCCAGGGAGCCGCUCGCCACAUGGCCACCAACUCUGCUGGCAACAAUGGUCUUCCCGGCGCACGCGCCUUCUCACCUGCCUCCGGCCAUAUGCCUGGUCCACGCGGUCCCAAGAAGCCCAUCCCCCGCCCCCCGCCGCUGCAAAUCCUUCCUACUCCUCACAUGUUGACGGAUGACUCUCUCAUGAGCGCCAUGGAAUUUGCCCCGGGAAAUGGAAUCAAGGACCGCCGCGCCGGUCGCCCUGGGACACCCACCGGUGGUGUGCGCCCGUACAUCCCUGGCGCGCGUGUCCACACGCCAUUGGCCUCUGCCUUUGAUGAGCUCGCCGUGAUGCCCAGUGCCCACGCCCUGCGCAAGUCUGGCACGUUCAACAACCUGGACUUUGUGCCCCCGCCACGGUUCAAGAACGAAGGUGGUGUCGGCAGCGAUGCGGGUAGUAUCCGCAGUGGCCGGACUGCCGUCUCUGCCAACCACCAAAAUAAUAUCCGCAUGGGCAAUUACCGUGUCAGUCGUCUCCCAGCUGAAGCGGUCGGUACCAAGGACGACAUGAUGGCCAGUCUGCGUCCGAAGUGGGGUAUGAACAACGGAUAA
Messenger RNA from Penicillium digitatum Pd1, 2025 nucleotides. RefSeq lists its product as uncharacterized. Lineage: Eukaryota; Fungi; Ascomycota; Eurotiomycetes; Eurotiales; Aspergillaceae. The record is from RefSeq and is a predicted model, not a curated record.